Molecule: messenger RNA, 330 nt
Organism: Heterostelium album PN500
Lineage: Eukaryota; Evosea; Eumycetozoa; Acytosteliales; Acytosteliaceae
Exons: 2
Coding region: 1-330 (109 amino acids)
Biological process (GO): signal transduction
Source: RefSeq, a predicted model, not a curated record
AUGGCAACUAGAAGUGGAAUAUAUGGAGGUGGAGCUGGUGGAUCUGGAAAUUUGGCGGGUGGAAAGAUAUUUGGAGCACCACUGCCAGAGUUGAUGAUUGCACAGAGAAAGACACAUCCAGAGUUGCGUAUACCACUGUUCUUACACAAUGGAUUCAAAUAUAUUAUUCAGUAUGGACUGCAGAUCGAGGGUAUCUUUCGUAUCGCCGGUACAAAAGAGCGUGUCAAACAGCUACAGAUGCAGUUGGAUCGUGGCGAGCAAAUAGAAUGGGCGGUUACAAGAAGACCUGUCAGACAAUCUCUAUCAUGGACAAUGGCGAUAGCAAGUUGA